Messenger RNA from Physella acuta, 11043 nucleotides. Its product is annotated as hemocyanin 2. Gene Ontology annotation, molecular function: oxidoreductase activity. The record is from RefSeq and is a predicted model, not a curated record. Lineage: Eukaryota; Metazoa; Mollusca; Gastropoda; Physidae.
GUUACAGUAUAAAUACAAUGUAUCAAUAAGAAAAUUGACUAGUCCAUAUUUUUGACUUUCAAUGGUCAAAAAAUGGCUAUUGUAUGGUGUUUGUUAAUAUUAGCUCAGACUUUCAACUUUGGACACAGCGUGCUGUUGAGAAAAAGUGUCGAGAGUUUGAACCACGAGGAAAUCUUGAACCUGCAGAAGGCUUUACGCAAUGUUGCUGACGACACGACAGCCAGAGGUUAUGCGAGUAUAGCUUCAUACCACGGCUACCCGGGCCAGUGCAAACAUAACGAUCGCCCUGUGGCAUGCUGUAUCCAUGGAAUGUCUGUGUUUCCGCAGUGGCACCGUCUCUAUGUCGUACAGUUUGAACAGGCACUCAAGGAGAAAGGUCUGGGUGUUGGAGUUCCUUUCUGGGACUGGACCAAACCUUUAGACGACCUACCUGAGCUUGUCAAAGGCCAGAUAUUUAUCGACGACCAGGGCGGGUUAGCACGCGCCAAUGCCUGGCACCAGGGCAGUAUAAACAUAGACGGCACUGUGGUACACACUGCACGCGCUGUGGACAGCCGACUUUUUCAAAAAGUAGAGCCAGGAGAGAACACUUAUCUGUUUGAACAAGUUUUAAAUGCCCUUGAAUACCACAACUACUGCCAGUUUGAGGUCCAGUUUGAGGUGGCUCACAACACCAUUCACUACCUAGUGGGAGGCCGUAACAAAUACUCCAUGUCCCACCUUGAAUACACCGCAUAUGAUCCCAUAUUUUUCCUACACCACUCUAACGUAGAUAGAAUAUACGCUGUAUAUGAAAACCUUCAGCGUCUGAGGGGCUACACUCCAGGGCCUGGCUGUAAAGGGGAGUGUGAAACGUGCGACAUCAGAGGAAUUCAAAAACCCCUGGAGCCUUUUAAUCGACGCACCAACCCGAUUCAUUUAACCAGACUGUAUUCGUCCAGCUACCAAGCUACGGAAAUGGCCCAAUAUGGUUACAUGUACGAUGAUCUAAAGCUGAACGGGUACAGUGUGGAGCAGAUUCACCAACUUCUUCAGAAUCGGCAGACCGUGGACAGAGUGUUUGCAAGUUUUAGUUUAAAAGGCAUUCAGACGUCUGCUAAUGUCAGGGUGCAGGUAUGCAUCCCUGGUGCUAAACGCCAAUCAAAUGAGAAUUGCGAAUUCGCCGGAGAUUUCUUCAUAUUAGGUGGCCCACUAGAGAUGCCAUGGGCUUUCACCUGGCCUUAUCUUUUUGAAAUCACAAAAACUGUCAACAAGCUUGGUGUGGCUCUUGACGGAAACUAUUUUGCUAAGGUUGAACUCUACAGUGUAAACGGAACUCAGCUCCCAUCUAAUCUCAUACCAACUCCUUCAGUAACAUACAGGCCGGCCAAAGGAAAAGCAGAUCCCAUAAUUGACAAUAGUGGAAAAAGCAAGUACGAGAAAGCAAUAAGAAAGGAUAUAGAUCGUCUUACUAGAGAAGAAAUAGCAUCAAUUCGAGAUGCAAUGGACAAAUUUCAGAAAGAUCAAAGUGUUGAUGGAUACCAAGCUAUUGCAGAAUUCCACGGAGACCCGGGAAAAUGCCCUUUCCCAAUUGCCAAGAAUCGAAUGGCUUGUUGUAUACAUGGAAUGCCAACCUUCCCUCAUUGGCAUAGGCUGCUUGUUGUGCAGGUCGAAGAUGCUCUUCGUAAAAGAGGCUCAGUUAUAGGAAUGCCAUACUGGGAUUGGAUUAAACCAAAUACUAAAGUUCCGGAUCUAGCAAAUGAAAUGACUUUUCAACAUCCAGUUACCUAUUCUAACGUAAAUAAUCCCUUUUACAAAGCAGAAAUAGCUUUCUUAGGAAAUAAUACUUACACACAGCGUAAUGUCCUUGAUGAUCUAACUCAAACCCCAGAGUGGGGAGAUCACACUGAGUUAUUUGAUGCUUUUCUUCUAGCACUGGAGCAAGAUAAUUUUUGUGAUUUUGAGGUGCAGUUUGAAGUGGCCCACAAUUUGAUCCAUGCUCUUGUUGGAGGAAACUCUACCUAUGGCCUUUCAUCUUUGUCCUACAGUGCUUUUGAUCCAAUUUUUUAUCUUCAUCAUAGCAAUGUUGAUAGAAUAUGGGCUAUUUGGACAGCACUUCAACAGCUUAGGGGGAAACCAUACAAGGCUCAUUGUGCUCAGUCAUAUGUGUAUCAAGCUUUGAAGCCAUUUUCAUUCUCCUCCCCUUACAACAACAACAAGAAAACAUAUUUGCAUUCUGUUCCAACCAACAUCUAUGACUAUGAGAAUGAGCUUGAAUAUAAAUAUGAUAAUCUAGAUUUUGGUGGCAUGAGCAUUCUUGAAUUAGAUAACUAUAUUAAUUUUAAUGUGAAAGGAAAGUCCAGAGUUUUUGUUGGUAUUCUUCUCUCUGGGAUAAAGAAAUCAGCUCUUGUGAAAAUUUAUAUUAAAUUGAUGAAUGGUGAGAAAUAUCAAGCAGGCAGGUUUGCUAUUCUUGGUGGGCCUUCUGAAAUGCCAUGGAAUUUUGAUAGAUUAUACAGACAUGAAAUAACCACUGCUUUAGAAGACCUUGGCAUAUUUUGGGCCCAACCUUACGAUAUUGUUUUAGAGAUGGCUGAAUUGGAUGGAACUAAAAUAGACACCAGUUAUUUGCCAAGAAUUCAAUUGAUCUACAAGCCACCUGAAGUACCAGUUAUUCCGAGAAAAAUUGAUGUUCAUGUACGUAAAAAUGUUAAUCAUUUAACUGAACAUGAGGUGUAUGAACUUCGUCAAGCUUUAUCAAAUUUACAAGAUGACAAGUCUCAUGGAGGUUUCCAGGAUUUGGGUCGCUUCCAUGGUACUCCAAAAUGGUGUCCUAGCCCUGAGGCAGAGAAAAAAGUUGCCUGCUGCCUUCAUGGUAUGCCCACUUUUCCACACUGGCACAGAUUACUUGCAGUCCAAGCUGAAAAUGCUUUACGUCGCCAUGGUUUCAAAGGGGGUCUACCUUACUGGGAUUGGACCAUGCCCUUGACAUCAUUACCAGCUCUUGUCAAUAGCUCAACUUAUGUUGAUCCAAACAAUGGUCAAGAAACAAAGAACCCCUUUUUCAGUGCUCAUAUUGAUGAUGCUAACAAAGAUACUGUAAGAUCUGUGCGAGUUGACCUCUACCAGCCUGCAUUAGUAGGAUCAUACACUGAUAUUGCUGAACAGGUGCUUUUAGCUCUGGAACAGGAGGACUUUUGCUCUUUUGAAGUUCAGUUAGAAAUAGCCCACAACUACAUCCAUGCUUUAGUAGGAGGGAAGGAACAUUAUUCCAUGGCUUCAUUAAAGUACACUGCAUUUGAUCCACUUUUCUACCUCCACCAUUCUAACACUGAUAGAAUAUGGGCUAUCUGGCAGGCACUUCAAAAAUACCGUGGCAAGCCUCACUUGACAGCUAACUGUGCUAUUGGACAAAUGCGCAAUCCUUUGUCACCCUUUAGUUUAAGUUCAGAUAUAAAUCCAGAUGCUGUUACACGAGAAAAUUCUGUUCCUUUUAAGGUAUUUGAUUACAGAAAGAAUUUAAAUUAUGAAUAUGACAAUCUGGAGUUCAAUGGGCUUUCAAUACCUCAGCUUGUUAAGCAAUUAGACGUAAUUAAAUCAAAAGAACGUAUUUUUGUCGGCUUUAUGUUACAUGGUAUAGGACAGCCUGCUCUUGUUAAAUUUUACAUCUGCAGAAAUGCAAUGGACUGUAAUCAUGGAGGAGAAUUUUACAUCUUGGGUGAUAAAAAUGAAAUGGAAUGGGCUUAUGAUCGAUUAUACAAGUAUGAAAUCACCAGGCAUUUGAAAUGGUUAAACCUACAUUAUGAUGACAAAUAUUACAUAAGAUAUGAAGUUCUUGAUCUUUCGGGUGCUGUUUACAGUACUGAUGUCUUUCAAAAUCCAGUUGUCAUUCGUGAUAUAGGAACCGGUAAAAUGUAUGGCAAAGAGUAUCAAAAUCAAGCUGCAUUAACAUCACAUGUCCGCAAAGAUCUUUUAAAACUUGAUAAAGCUGAAAUAGAAAGUUUAAGAUCAGCUUUCCUAUCAAUGCAGCAGGAUGGAGUGUAUGAAAAAAUUGCUUCUUCCCAUGGAAAACCUGGCCUUUGUGAGUACGAUGGACGUAAAGUUGGUUGUUGUGUUCAUGGUAUGCCAACUUUUCUGGCGUGGCACAGAUAUUAUGUCCAUCAGGUAGAGGAGUCUCUCUUGAGUAAAGGGUCAUCUAUAGCAGUACCAUACUGGGACUGGACUAAACCUAUAAAGGAACUACCAGAUCUAAUUAAUGAGGCUACUUUCUUCAACUCACGUCAGCAGAGAUUUGAUCGUAACCCUUUUUUUAGUGGUAGCAUUCCAGAUAGUAGUGCUAUCACAGCCAGAGAUCCACAGCCAGACCUUUUUAAUAAUGAGGACCUUUAUGAUCAAGUUCUUUUAGCUUUAGAACAGGAAAACUUUUGUGACUUUGAAAUUCAGCUUGAGAUAGUGCACAAUGCUCUUCAUAGCCGCCUGGGUGGGCGGGCUCAGUUGUCAUUGUCUUCUUUAGACUACUCUGCUUUUGACCCAGUUUUCUUUUUGCACCACUCAAACACAGACAGGAUAUGGGCUCUCUGGCAAGAACUUCAACGCUUCAGAGGUUUGCCUUACAAUGAAGCAGAUUGUGCCUUAAACCUAAUGAGGAAACCAUUAAAGCCUUUUGAUGAGCUUAAAAAUCCCUCAUUGAGCUCUCCUGCUGAUGCUUUUGAUUAUCGAAAUAAGUUGAAUUAUGUGUAUGAUGCGCUAGAGUUGAACCACAUGUCCAUACCACAACUAGAAAAUUUGUUGAAGAGAAACAAGGCACAUGGUCGUGUGUUUGCUGGAUUUUUACUACAUAACAUAGGACUUUCUGCCAUCAUAGAAAUUUACAUUUGUGUACCAUCAGGACCACAUAAACAAAAAAGCUGUAACCAUAGAGCAGGCAGUUUUUCCAUUCUUGGUGGUGAAUUAGAAAUGCCAUUUAGCUUUGAUCGUCUCUACAAACAUGACAUAACACAUACUGUCAGAGACUUGGGACUCAAACUGGACAGUGCUGCCAACUUCGAUAUCAAGAUUGAUAUAAAAGCUGUGAAUGGAAGCUUGCUCAGUGCAGAUGUCUUGCCUAAACCUACUGUUUUUUUUGAGCCAGGCACAGGUGAAAGACAGAAACCUAAUGGAGAAGUGAGACCAUAUGUUGUAAGAAAAAAUGUUGACUCUCUAAAUUCCAGGGAAGUAAUAUCUUUGUAUAAUGCAAUGAGAUCUCUGCAAGCUGACAGCUCAGCUGAUGGAUUCCAGUCAAUUGCUUCUUUUCAUGCUUUACCUCCCUUAUGUCCUAGCCCUAAUGCCAAUCAAAGAUAUGCUUGCUGCCGUCAUGGUAUGGCCACUUUCCCCAUGUGGCAUAGACUUUACACUGUUCAAAUGGAAGAUGCAUUAAGACGUCAUGGUUCUCUUGUUGGUAUUCCAUAUUGGGACUGGACAGAUAAAAUCAUAUCACUUCCUCAUUUUAUUGAUGAUGAUGUAUAUUACAAUCCAAAUACUGAAGAAAUUGUUAAAAACCCAUGGAAGAAAGCUAAUAUCAGCUUUAUAAAUUCUGUAACAAAGAGAGAUGUUUUGUAUAACUAUCUGAGGUAUAGAGAAACAUGGAGCUCAAAUACAUGGCUAUUUAAUCAAGCUGUGCUUGCUUUGGAACAAGAAGACUUUUGUGAUUUUGAGAUUCAGUUUGAGAUAACCCACAAUGCCAUGCAUUCCUGGCUGGGUGGUACCAAAGAGCAUUCUCUUGGUCACUUGCAUUUUGCUUCUUAUGAUCCAGCUUUUUACGUACACCACUCAAAUACUGAUCGAUUAUGGGCUGUGUGGCAAGCUCUACAGAAAUACAGAGGCUAUAACCCCAACAAUGUCAACUGCGCUCUAGAACAAAUGAAGGAACCACUCAAGCCCUUUAGUUUUGGUGCUCCUUACAACCUCAAUGAAAUGACUCAAGAAUACUCAAGUCCAGAAGAUACAUUUGAUUAUGAAAGCCAUUUUCAUUAUCAAUAUGAUUCACUUGAGUUUGUUGGCAUGAACAUUCAACAACUAGAUGCCUUUAUUAAAGAAAAACAGCAACAUGAUAGAAUAUUUGCUGGUUUUUCCUUGAAAGGAUUUGGUAGUUCUGCUUAUGUCAGUUUUGAUAUAUGUAAAAUUAAAGUAAAAUUUUGCUUUACUGCUGGAUACUUUACUAUCCUUGGUGGAUCUGCUGAAAUGCCAUGGCAGUUUGACAGACUUUAUAAGUAUGACAUAACAAAUCAGCUUAAAGAAAACAACAUCAGACAAGAUGAUGACUUCCGCAUUGUUGUCAAUGUAAAAAGUUUUAAUGGUACAGAACUGCCAAGCAGUCUCAUUCCUAGUCCUAGUGUCUUUGUUGUUCCAGCCAAGAGUUCUCAAACAGUGGAAAAUCUGACUCCUGACCUAAUAAGACGUGACCUGAGCUCUUUGUCAGAAAGGGACUUGCAAAGCCUUCAGGCUGCCCUGCGUGAUCUUCAACUAGACAAAAGCAAGGAUGGUUGGACUAGUUUAGCCUCAUUUCAUGGUGCUCCUAAUCUUUGCCCAGACCCAGCUAACCCGACUGUAGCUUGUUGUCAGCAUGGUAUGCCUACCUUCCCUCACUGGCAUAGACUCUUCACUAUUCAGGUAGAACAAGCAUUACAGAGACACGGCAGUGCUAUAGCAAUACCUUACUGGGAUUGGACAAGACCCAUUACUGAACUACCAAGCAUAUUUACUAAAGAAGACUAUUAUGAUGCCUGGCGAGACGAGGUUGUUGCAAAUCCAUUUGCUCGUGGAUAUGUGCCAUCAGAAAAUGUGUACACUGUAAGAGAUAUCAGGCCAGAUAUAUAUUCAACAACAUAUGAUGGAAAAAAUUCACUUCUUAUUUAUGAUGUAUUGGUAGCUCUUGAACAAACUAACUAUUGCGAUUUUGAGGUGCAGUUUGAAGUCAUGCACAAUUCAAUUCACUACCUUGUAGGAGGACCUCAAAUGUAUUCCUUAUCCUCUCUUGAGUACUCUGCAUAUGAUCCAAUCUUUUUUAUUCAUCAUUCUUUUACUGAUAAAGUGUGGGCUGUGUGGCAAGAAAUGCAGAAAAGAAGAAGACUGCCUUAUAAGGCUUACUGUGCUCUGAAUCAAAUGAAUGAACCAAUGAAACCAUUCAAUUUUGAUGGUAUAAAUUUAAACCAAUUUACCAAAGCUCAUGCUGUUCCCAAUUCUUUAUUCGAUUAUAAGAAACUUGGCUAUGGCUAUGACAAUCUUAACAUUGGUGGUUACAACAUAGAAGAGAUAGAAAAGAUGCUCACAGGUUGGAAUAAAAGACCUAGAGUUUUUGCUGGAUUUUUAUUAAAGGGCAUAAAAAAGUCAGGCACAGUAUUAAUGAAAGUUUGUAAGGGUGAAGUGUGUACAUCAGCUGGCUACUUUCAUCUGCUUGGUGGACCUACUGAGAUGCCAUGGGCAUUUGAUCGUUUGUACAAAGCUGAUUUCACUUGGGCUUUACCACAAAUUGAUCUCCAGAUUGAUGAAAUCUUUAAUGAAGGCUCUCAAUUUCGUUUGGAUAUUACUAUUCUUGAUGUGCAUGGAAAUGUGUUAAACAUUAAAGAUGUAAUGCCAGAACCUAGUAUAAUAUAUCAACCUCCUGAAGGAAUGGUUAGAGAUCUAGAGUCGUCAUCAAUGGCUGGUGCUGGCAUCCGUAAAGAUGUGUCAACUCUUACAGCUUCAGAAACUGAUAAUCUACGCAAAGCUAUGCAAAAAGUUCAAGAAGAUGGAGGUCCCAAUGGAUUUCAGAGCCUUGCCGGUUUACAUGGAAGUCCAGGAAAAUGUGAACACAAUGGUCAUAGAGUGGCUUGCUGCCUCCAUGGUAUGGCCAACUUCCCUCAAUGGCACAGACUCUACGUUAAGCAAUGGGAAGAUGCUCUAACUGCUCAGGGAGCAAAGAUUGGUAUUCCAUACUGGGACUGGACCACUGCCUUUACUGCUCUUCCAACCCUUGUGACAGAAGAAGAAAAUAAUCCUUUCCAUCAUGGUAAAAUCUACAAUGGAGAAAUUACAACAAGAGCACCCAGAGAACAACUUUUCAAUGACCCUGAAUUUGGAUCUGAAUCUUUCUUCUAUAGACAAACACUUCUAGCAUUUGAGCAGACUGACUAUUGCGAUUUUGAGGUCCAAUUUGAAAUAACUCAUAACGCCAUUCACUCCUGGACUGGAGGUGUCUCCCCUUACGGCAUGUCUACACUUGAGUACACUGCCUAUGAUCCUCUCUUCCUGCUCCAUCACUCAAACGUUGACAGGCAAUUCGCUAUCUGGCAAGCUCUCCAGAAGUUCAGAGGACUUCCUUACAACAGCGCCAACUGUGCCAUCCAACACUUGCGUCAGCCAAUGAAACCAUUCAGUGAGGAAUCAAAUAUUAACCCAACUACACGCUUACACUCACGUGCGAUUGAUGUUUUUGACUUUGACAGAAUCAACUACCAAUAUGAUAAUCUCAACUUCCAUGGUUUGAGUAUAACUCAGCUUGCUAACCUGCUUGAAAAACAAAAGCUCCAGGACAGGAUUUUUGCAGAAUUUCUCCUUCAUAGUAUUGGUACUAGUGCUGAUAUUGUGUUUAAACUUUGCAAUGCAGAAAACAUCUGUGCUUUUGCUGGAACUUUUGCUGUGUUAGGUGGACCACUUGAGAUGCCUUGGACAUUAGAUCGUCUUUUUAAAUAUGAUGUGACCAAAAUAUUUGACCAGCUACAUUUAAGACCGGAUUCAGAGUAUCACUUUCAACUUGAAAUUACAGCAGUAAAUGGCACUAUUCUGGACAACAAGCUUAUCAAAACACCAAGUGUUCGAUAUGUGCCAGGUGUCAAGUUGGGGACAGCAAUUGUUGACAAAACUGUAGAUGACCAGCAGGGUUUAAUCAUCAGAAAAAAUGUCAAUUCAUUAACACUAGCUGAAACUAACAACUUAAAGAAUGCUUUAAGUAAACUUCAACAAGAUUCUGGUGCUAAUGGAUUUGAAGCAAUCGCAGGAUUUCAUGGGGCUCCAUAUAAGUGUCCUUCAAGUGGAGCAGAUAAAUAUGCUUGUUGUGCUCAUGGCAUGCCAGUUUUCCCACACUGGCACAGACUUCUGACUGUUCAGUUUGAGCAAGCUCUAAAAGGUCAUGGUGCUCAGUUUGGCAUUCCAUAUUGGGACUGGACAUCUAGUUUCCAGAGUCUGCCAGAUUUUUUUGGAGACAAUUCCAACUUUAAUCCCUUUUAUAGUCACCUGAUAUCAUUUACUGGAGAGAGGACAACUCGCAAUGUAGACCCUGAUCUUUUUAACACUGCUAAAGGCAUCGGACACAAUAAGCUCUUCCAUCUUGCUCUUAGUGCUCUUGAAGAAGAUAAUUAUUGUGAUUUUGAGGUUCAAUAUGAAAUACUUCAUAAUGAAGUUCAUGCUCUCAUUGGUGGAAAUGGUACAUAUUCCAUGUCUACUUUAGAAUACUCUGCUUUUGAUCCAUUUUUUAUGAUUCAUCACUCAAGCAUUGACAGAAUCUGGAUAAUGUGGCAGGAACUUCAAGAGCUGCGUAAAAAGCCAUUUCAUUCAGCAAGCUGUGGUGGUAGACUUAUGGACCUACCAUUACAACCUUUCAGUUAUCCAGAUGUUAACUUGAAUGAAUUCACUCGCAAGAACUCUGUACCAAACCUUAUUUUUGAUUCAGAACGUUUUGGGUACAAGUAUGAUAAGCUGGAGUUAAAUGGCCAUGAUGUCAAAAGUAUCAAUGAUUUAAUUAAAAAGUCACGUGGUUCUAAUAGAAUUGCCCUAGGAUUUGUUUUGUAUUCAGUGCAGUUAUCUAUUCAGAUAAAGGUUGAACUUGAAAAAAAUGACAACUUCAUCCCUGCUGGCAGUUUCCAUAUGCUUGGGGGUGAAAAGGAAAUGCCGUGGGCCUACGAAAGGAUUUUCAAAUAUGAUAUUACUGAUGUCUUCCAUCAAGCUGAACUCUCAACUGACAUUCCUGUCAAAGCCAAAUUCAUAGUUUCACUUCCUACUGGUUAUGUUAAAAGUGCAACAGUAGCAGAAGUUCCAAUAGUAGAAAGACCAGCUGGAGUCAACUAUGAUAUUGUUAUUAUUCCCUUAAGCUUAGGAAACCACCCACCACCAAAGGUUGUUGUUAAGAAAGGGACACACAUUAAGUUUGUAACCAGUGAUAUAACUGUGCCAUUGGAAGAUGUUGGUAGCCUGUCUAAUAUGUGGAGAUGUACUGUACCACCAUUCUCAUACCUAAGCUACAAGUUUGGUACUGUCUAUAACCUACGACCUGGUAACUAUUUCAUGGUACCCCAAUCUGUUGACCUGUGUAAACAAGGCAAGUUCAUUCAAGUUACAGUGGAAGAUGAAUGAAACAUUCUUUGGUCAAAAUAAAAAUGCUUGCUGUUACAGAAUAUUUUUUUUAUUUCUGUUAUUAACAUUUUUUCUUAAUAAAACUUAUUAUAUUUUAACAACAUGUGGAAAGAAAAACUAACAAUUGUUAUUCUAGGUUUUGCUAAAUAAUAAGUUCUUUGAUAGACCUGUGUUUCAAGUGGAUGGGUGGAAGUGCUAGUCUAAUUAUUAAAAUUCUUCAUGAAAGUUUAAUCAGUUGGUAAUAAAUUAUAACAAAUUUUUGGUAAAUUAAAAAAAAUGAACUGUGACCUUUAUUUAAAAAAACACACAUUUUAAUUAGACAAUUUUAAUUAUAUUUUAAUGUAUUUUUAGUGCAGUGUAAAAACAUUUUUAAAAGGUUGAUUUCUUGUAGAUUUACUACAUCAAGUAACUAUAUUAUUGUAGUCUUACUCUGUUCGUAAUGUACAACUUAGUAUUAGGCUGCUAUUCCCAAGGGUAACAGAUUGUUUUUUAAAUUAACAAUAUACAUUUUGUAAUAAGAAAAAUCUUCAUGUUAAAAAACAUUUCUUUUUAAUUCUAGAUAAAGAACUCAGCUUAUGAAUAUUGAUUUCAUAUAAUUACAGUGUCUGUAAAAUCAGGCCCAUAUAAGAGUUUAUGAAAAUGAGAAAAUAAGCUUGGUCUUUAAAAUGUUAUGUUUAAUUGAAUAAAUAUACUGUAAAUAUA